Molecule: messenger RNA, 723 nt
Organism: Lymnaea stagnalis (great pond snail)
Lineage: Eukaryota; Metazoa; Mollusca; Gastropoda; Lymnaeidae
Source: the annotation of a GenBank genome assembly
AACUUCACCGACGGGAACGAGCUGCUGGCCUUCCAGCCCGGCCUGACACCCAGUGAGAGGGAGGCUCUGCUCAUGCUGUUCCAGAAUUUCGUCCGAGCGUGCCUAAGGUUCAACGUCCCGUUUUUAAUCUACGGCGGCACUCUGCUGGGCUCGCUGCGUCACCACGACAUCAUUCCCUGGGACGACGACAUCGACGUCAUCGCCAACUCGUCGGACAGAGCAAGACUGCGUCACGCGCUCCGCUCGGUGCCGGGUGAUUUUGGGCUCAACAGUCCUCGCGGACAGCGCUGGAAGUUUUACUGGACCAAGCCCAAGACCAUUCCACACAAACCGUUUCGCUGGCCUUACAUUGAUAUUUUCUUUUUCCUAGAGAACGCCACGCACAUUUUCGACGAAAGCUUCGACUACCGGGCAACGUUCUCAUUCCCCAAGCAACUCACAUUCCCGCUUUGCCUACGGCCGUUCGCCGGUGCCUUACUGCCAGCGCCACGGGACUCUGACGCCGUCGUCAAGAGAAACUACUCUCCCAGCCUCUGUACUUCCCUCAGCUACUCCCACAAGCUGGAGUCCCACACGCUACAGAAGCUCAGGGCUACUCUCCCUUGUAAGCGCCUCCACGGAUUAUACCCUUUUGUUCGUCGUGAGCUCAAAGAUGGCCUUAUUCACGAGAGAUUAUCUUUUAGAGAUCAAGUUCUUCGGACGUUUGUAGUGACGGAGAGUUGC